GGGGAGGGGGGAAACCAAGAAUCAUGGUUUACCACUCGUCCUUCCCUCCCUGUCUGCUUCCGCUGGACACGCUCUUCAUGGAAUCGAUUCAAUCCUUCCCAAAAUCUCUUCCCCCUCUCUCUCUCUCUCUGUACCUUCCUCCGACGAGCCCUAGCUCCAGCCCCAGCCCCAGCCUAGCCCUAGUCCUUUUCUCUUCUCUCUCCUCCUGCCUCUGAUGAGGUAGCCCAGUCCAUUUGAUCUCUCUGCUGCUGCUGCUCCGUUUGCAGAAGAAAAGCUGAUCUGAUGUGAUGUAAUUCAGAUCCCGCCAGAUCUAUCGACUCCUCCCUGGCAACCCCUCCUGCCAUUUUGCCAUGAUUUCGCAUUCAGUGCAUUGAAUCCCAUCUCUGAUCCGCCCGUUUCCCGAUUCCCAAAACCCGGUUUUUGAUCAAUUCUCCCCCUUCAACCCCGUUUUGGUCUCUCCCUAAGGUGCGUUCCCCAGUUCCUGUGUCCGUUCCGUUGCCCAUUUAUCGAUGUUCAGACUGAAUUACGGUUUUCUCUGAGGUACAUUUGGGUAAAUUUUGUCUCAUUUACUCCUCUCAGUUUUGGCUUGUUCUCGGACACCCAUAUACGGCCGGUGUCACAUUUGUCUCAAAGUCAGUAUCUUGUCGACAUUUGAGUGAAUUCGAGCGUCAGGAACAGUUGGAUUUUCUUUUUGGGGGGUUGCGUCUUUGGGCCUCUGUGGUGCUGCUUGUGAUUGAAUCCUGAAGGGUCUCUUUUCGUCUGCAAUAAGAUUUUUGAAGGGUCUCCUUGGAAGCGAGGAAUCAUUAUUCUGACGACAGGACAGGGGCUGGUCUAUGCUUUUAUGUGAUUUUCACCAUUCUUGGGAGGCUGAGGUCAAUUAUUGCCAGUUAUCACAUUGGGGGGGUGGAAAGACUAUUGGGAUAACGCCGUUGAUAAUCCAGUUUUCCUGAGCUGAGAUUGCCGGUCAGCCAUCUUCGAGCGAAUCCUUGUCGUAGUGCCUUGGACUUGCGAGCUCCGAGGGGGGGGGGGGGGGGGGGGGGGGGGGGGGUGUAAGCAGAGUCCUUUUAAGAUGUUUUGGCGUAGUUCUUUAAAGUAGAGGCAGUUAAUGCAUUCGGUUCUACCAUGCGGUCGUCGGAGUUUUUUGAUUUAUGACUUCUGGGCAGCCAUUGCUCUCUUCGUCAGAUUCUGAACCUCCGAAGCGUAUUAGGAGUAUCGGCUCCUUCGGCUGCCUCUGCCGUGAUGCUUCGCUCACAUCGUCAAAUUGCGAUGACAAUCAGACCAAUGUGGUAGAGGUAAACGCGGAGCAAUCAGAAGAGGAACAGGAGGGAGAUUUAGCUCCCUUAGAAUCUCUUUUUUCUAGGAAUCCCCUUAAGCAUCCAUAUCCUCUUGCGGCUAAGAGAGAGGUCUAUUCGGCUGAGCUACAGAGUCACCAGCGGUUUCCAUUGGCAUGCCCCACGCUAGACCAGAAACGGCAGGUUGCGUGGGGUUCAAUGGAGCUGGCUAGUUGUAACAUCACUAAUUCGGCGCCCCUUGGGCGAUCAGGGGCUCCGUAUAUGGUGCAGGAUAAGUCGGGCAAGUCUCAGAGAGUCCGGCAUAAGAGCAUGCAGUUUGAAGAUAACCAGCUUUGUGAAGAGGAUUCAAGGUUGAUCUAUAUCAAUGAUCCGAGGAGGACUAAUGAGAAGUAUGAGUUCACUGGGAAUGAAAUUCGGACUAGCAAGUACACCAUACUCACUUUUCUGCCUAAGAAUCUCUUCAUUCAGUUCCACCGUGUUGCAUAUUUGUAUUUUCUAGCUAUUGCUGCUCUCAAUCAGCUUCCACCGCUUGCUGUCUUUGGGAGAACAGUCUCUCUUUUCCCUCUCCUGUUCGUGCUGUCUGUCACUGCUGUUAAAGAUGGGUAUGAGGACUGGCGAAGGCACAGAUCAGACCGCAAGGAGAACAAUAGGGAAGCUCUUGUGCUUCAGUCUGGGGAGUUCCGACCGAAGAGAUGGAAGGACAUAGAAGCUGGUGAGGUUGUAAAAAUCUUUGCUGAUGAGACAAUUCCAUGUGACAUGGUCUUGCUUGGCACAAGUGAUUCUAGUGGACUUGCUUACAUUCAGACAAUGAAUUUAGAUGGUGAGUCGAACUUGAAGACAAGAUAUGCUCGGCAAGAAACUGCCUCUGCCGAGUUUGAAGGGUUUUCUGUUUCAGGGCUGAUCAGAUGUGAGCAACCCAAUAGGAAUGUUUAUGAGUUCACAGCCAACAUGGAGUUUGACAGGCAGAAGUUUCCGCUCACCCAAUCAAAUAUAAUAUUGCGCGGUUGUCAGUUGAAGAACACGGACUGGGUCAUUGGGGUUGUGGUGUAUGCUGGACAGGAAACGAAAGCCAUGCUGAACAGUGCAACGUCUCCUUCCAAAAGAAGUAAACUGGAGAGUUACAUGAACAGGGAAACCUUCUGGUUGUCUGUAUUUCUUUUUGUCAUGUGUUUUGUUGUGGCUCUUGGAAUGGGGUUAUGGCUUGUACGCCACAAGGAACAGCUUGAUACGUUGCCAUACUACAGGAAGAGAUACUUCACAAUGGGCAAGGAUUACAAGAAAACAUACAAAUACUAUGGAAUUCCCAUGGAGACAUUCUUUUCAUUUCUGAGUUCCAUCAUAGUGUUUCAGAUAAUGAUACCGAUAUCUCUUUACAUAACCAUGGAAUUGGUUCGUUUAGGACAGUCGUACUUUAUGAUUGGAGACAAGCAUAUGUACGACAGUGCUUCUGAUUCACGGUUCCAGUGUAGAUCUUUGAAUAUAAAUGAGGAUUUGGGUCAAAUUCGCUAUAUAUUCUCUGACAAAACCGGGACUCUGACUGAAAACAAAAUGUUAUUCCGGAGAGCAAGUGUGUUUGGCAAGGACUAUGGGGAUUAUGAGCAUGUGGGCGAUUUGUUGCAGGAAACCAAUACAGCAGGAGGAACUGUACAUAGGAGGAAAUGGAAACUCAAAUCUGAAAUAACUGUCGAUUCCAAGUUGAUGAAGUUGUUGCACAAAAAAUCAAAUGAAGAGGAGAGGCUUGCUGCACACAACUUUUUUCUCACACUGGCUGCAUGUAACACGGUUAUACCAAUUAUUCACGAUGAUAUGGAAAUGAUUGAAUAUCAGGGUGAAUCUCCUGAUGAGCAAGCUUUGGUCUCUGCUGCUUCCGCCUAUGGAUAUACUCUUUUUGAGCGCACUUCCGGGCAUAUUGUGAUUGAUGUCAAUGGUGAGAAAUUAAGGUUGGAUGUGUUGGGGCUGCAUGAGUUUGAUAGUGUGCGCAAAAGAAUGUCUGUUGUCAUCAGAUUUCCUGAUGACACUGUGAAAGUGUUAGUGAAAGGUGCUGACAGUUCCAUGUUCAGUGUCAUAACAAAGGAUAUCGAAAGUGGUGACCACUUAUGGCAUGAAACGCAGGACCACCUGACACAGUAUUCUUUGCAAGGCCUACGGACCCUUGUUGUUGCUGCUAGAGAUCUUACUGCUUUGGAACUUGAGCAGUGGCAAUGCAGGUAUGAAGAUGCCAGCACUUCUCUCACUGAAAGAGCUCUAAAGCUACGUCAAACAGCUGCCCUCAUAGAGAGCAACCUUAGUCUACUUGGUGCCACUGCAAUUGAAGAUAAGCUCCAAGAAGGUGUCCCGGAGACUAUAGAGUCCCUUAGACAAGCAGGAAUUAAAGUCUGGGUUCUGACUGGAGAUAAGCAAGAGACAGCAAUUUCUAUUGGACUCUCUUGCAAGCUCUUGAUGACAGAUAUGCAACACAUUGUUAUUAAUGGCAACUCAGAAGCUGAGUGUAGAAAUCUUUUGGCUGAUGCCAAGAUCAAGUAUGGAGUGGAUGAAAGAAAUGAAAACUUGAAACAGAGAAGUGGUGCAGAAAGUAAUAAUCAAGGGCUUCAUUAUGACACAAAGUCUUUCGAGAAGCCACAGUGGAACUCCGUCAAGGAGGAAAAACUAAAUGCGCCGUUGGCGCUUGUUAUCGAUGGGAACAGUUUAGUGUACAUUUUGGAAAAGGAUCUGGAAUCAGAGCUUUUCGACCUUGCAACUGCCUGUAGGGUUGUCCUAUGCUGUCGUGUUGCCCCAUUGCAAAAGGCUGGUAUUGUUGACUUAGUCAAAAGCCGGACUGAUGAUAUGACGUUGGCUAUAGGUGAUGGGGCCAAUGAUGUCUCAAUGAUCCAAAUGGCUGAUGUUGGGGUUGGAAUAUGCGGUCAGGAAGGGCGACAGGCAGUAAUGGCAGCAGAUUUUGCUAUGGGACAGUUCAGAUUUCUGAAAAGACUACUUCUCGUACAUGGUCACUGGAAUUAUCAACGAGUUGCUUAUUUGGUUCUCUACAACUUCUAUCGAAAUGCUGUCUUUGUGUUGAUGCUGUUCUGGUACAUACUAUGUACUGCCUUCUCAACUACAUCCGCCUUAACAGAUUGGAGCAGCAUGUUUUACUCCAUUAUCUACACAUCAGUCCCCACAAUUGUUGUUGGAAUUCUUGACAAGGACUUGAGCCACAAGACUCUCUUGCAGUAUCCCAAACUUUAUUGUGCAGGACACAGACACGAGGCCUACAAUAUGCGCCUCUUCUGGAUCACAAUGGUAGACACACUAUGGCAGAGUCUUGUUCUUUUUUACGUGCCUGUGUUCACUUAUAGGGAGAGCUCGAUUGACAUAUGGAGCUUGGGCAGUUUGUGGACAAUAGCAGUGGUUGUCCUUGUAAAUAUACACCUAGCGAUGGAUAUUCAACGCUGGGUAGCCAUCACUCAUGCAGCAGUUUGGGGUUCCAUAAUCAUAACUUAUGCCUGCAUGGUGGUAUUGGAUUCUAUUCCCGUCUUCCCAAAUUACUGGACAAUCUAUCAUCUCGUUGGCUCACCCAAGUAUUGGAUCACCAUUUUGCUGAUAAUAGUUGUGGCAUUGCUUCCCCGCUUUUUUCUCAAAGUGUUAGGACAAAUAUUUUGGCCUUCGGAUAUCCAAAUAGCCAGAGAGGCGGAGGUUCUAAAAUGGCCUGGGCACGUCCAACCUAAAGGGAAGCAAGCUUCCACUUGACACCUUCCCUUUGGUUUGCCCUCUAGAUUCCUAUUGAGCAAUGUCGCUGCUAUUUAAAGGUAAGCAUAUUCUCAAUCUUAUUUUCCCCCACUUUUUUCUCUACUAUGUCGGAGAUUGUCUCCAUCCCCGUAAUUCCCUCUUUCAUCAUGCUGCAUUAUGCAGUUAGAUGCUGGGCAUAAAUGGUUGCUGAAACACAGCAUCAUGUAAAAGAGUGAGUCCUUAGACGAAAACGUUGGGGAUGAGAGGGACAGGACUGGGGAGAGUUUUGGUUGGGCAUUCAGGAGGAUCCCGGUCAGGAAGGGAAGUGGAAAAGGAGGAUUAGGUAUUUUCAUUCCAAGGAGAUUGUUAGGGCUGGACUGACUUGAGUCAGAGAAUAGGUCAUUAUAAUCUGUAUCAUUCAUUGUCGUGAUUGAAGGGGUUUUCGAGAGAGAGAGAGAGAGCUGAGGAAGGGGGGAGAAGACGAAGAUGAAGAUGGAACGCGAAAGUAUAUAAUAGUUUGUGUAAAGAAACAGGCUCGGAAAUUCUUUCUUUUUUCUUUUUAAUUUUAUAACACGAUGAAAUGGAAAUGGUAAGUCUUGCGAUCGGUGGAGAUAACACUGGAAUCUGCUGUAAUCCAUCUCCUGUAUAUCAUGUUCCGUGAUUUUUAAUACGAGAAUGUAGGGUUUCUUCCAUUUGUUA
Messenger RNA from Punica granatum (pomegranate), 5693 nucleotides. The record is from RefSeq and is a predicted model, not a curated record. Lineage: Eukaryota; Viridiplantae; Streptophyta; Magnoliopsida; Myrtales; Lythraceae.